This is a messenger RNA of Nicrophorus vespilloides, 679 nucleotides long. RefSeq names its product gem-associated protein 8-like. Gene Ontology annotation, cellular component: SMN complex. The record is from RefSeq and is a predicted model, not a curated record. Gene Ontology annotation, biological process: spliceosomal snRNP assembly. The coding region runs from base 22 to 657 and encodes 211 amino acids. The transcript has a single exon. Lineage: Eukaryota; Metazoa; Arthropoda; Insecta; Coleoptera; Silphidae.
AGAAACAUUGGUAAUCCUGACAUGGUCGACUUCAAUAUGGCGGAUGGCGACCAGGUGAUUUUACCAGUGGAGAAGAAAUAUAGUAAGUUGCAAAUUCGCAAGUUUAGACGUAGUAAAAAUCGCCGACUGAGACGUAAACGAAGUAAUUUGCGUUUUCGGAGAGAGUUGAGUGUUGGUAGAAUAUCUCGCGCCAGUUUAGAAGUAAUCGAUAUAUCCGACAUGGAGUGCAAUCCGCAUUUUGGACAAACCAUCACAGAGGUCGCUCAAUGGCAGGGCCAACAUGCAACCGCCUACUGGAAGUCCAGAGCGAUUAGCUUAGAAUAUGAAAAUCGUAUGUUGCAUGAACAUAUUAAGAAGCUCUACUUGGGACAAAUAGAUGAAUGUAAGGAGUUGAAACACGAGGAAGAACUGGAACCAGAAUGGAAGAACGAAGAAGAAGGACAGAAGAAACGAAGAUGCAAAAAUAAAUGGCGAGACGAUAGGGAUGCUGAUGUACCCCGCGAAGAGGAGAAAAUGAUACAACAUAUAAAACACAUGAAAGACUUGUAUGGAAACAAUGCAUCUAAGAUCAAUGGAAUGGAGGUUGCCGUUCAAUUGAACUACGAUUUUCAUUCAACAAAAUCAGUGUAUUGGCCCAAUUUACCUUUAAAUUUAUAAUUUAUUGAUAUUAUAUUUUUGA